AUUUCUGAGUGAAUAUAACUGUGCCAAGUGUACAGUCCUUUUUUGAUGUCUCCUCCCAUUUCAAGAAGCAAGCUAGCCAGGGCUUUCCCCCUCGUCUCCCAAAAACAUCUCAACAACUUCAGAGAGCCAGAAACGUCGCUGUGUUCAAGGCUGACAAAGCAGCUCUGGUCCAGCUUCCCGAUGUCUUCUGGAAUGACGCCCCUCUCCUUUGCCACCUGUCUCAUUGCCACUUGCAUAGCUUUGGGAGCGUCUUUGGAAUGUGAGGAAUGCAUGGCCUUAGGGAGGAAUUGUCAUGGGAAUAAAAUAACAUGCCCCCCUGAGAAAGAUUCCUGCGGCAUCAUUUCUAUGGAUACCAUGGGACAAACUGCCGUCAUGAAGACUUGUGUCCCAUCCAAAAUUUGUUCCUUAGGCCUUUCUUCUCUCAGCAUGGGCAAAGCAGGAGUAAGCAGAACUAACGCAAUGUGCUGCACCGGAGAUGACUGCAAAAAGGCCCCACCACCUUUGCCACCCAGAAACACCACUUUGAAUGGGAAAUCAUGUCCGGCUUGCCAUGCUUUGAAUGCUGAGUGCCAGGAGGAGAUCGUUAAAUGUACUGGGGAUGAAAACCAAUGCUUCUCGCUGUCUGGGAUUACCUCUGCAGGAACCGUUAGUGCAAAAGUCACCAUGAAGGGCUGUGGAAAUGAGGCUAUUUGUUAUGAAGCAAAGCAGAAAAGCUCAUCUUUUUCAGGGAUCAGUUUAGUUCAUGACUCUAGCUGUACUGAUGGGGCAUCCACCAACAUUGCAACUCUUUUUGGACUCCUCUUCCCUGUCCUUACAGGAUUAUUGUUUGGGAAAUUGCUUGUUUAAUGGUUUUCCCAGCACUGCUCUCUCUCUCUCUCUCUCUCACUCACUCUCAUUCUUUGUGUGUGUGUGUUUAAGGAUGGCAAUAGUUCUUUAAAUGUUGGGAAACGCUGAGGAAGAGAAUAUUUGUAGUUCAGGACUUAUUCUGUUAAAAAGGGAGAUUUUUUUUUUUUGCACAGAAAUCAGCAACACAAAAAUGUUGUUUUCUGCACAAACACACACUCAAACACUUCGUCGAAGUAAGUCCCCAUUCUUCCAUUAGCCUUAUAUUCCAAAGAAUGCUGGUGCCUCACCAAACUACAACUUCCAAGAUUCCUAGCAUGGAGGCAUGGUAGCUAAAGUAUCAAAUCGCAUUAAUUGUAUAGGGUAGAUGCACUAUUAAUUAUAAUUUGUAUGUGAAAUUGCAACUCUUCAAGCAACCACCAGUGCUCAGCAAUGGGAUGUUGGCAGCUUCUUGUCUGACUCCAAGCUCCUCGGUAGCGAAGGAUUCUGAGCUUUUGCUGGGGCUAUGCACACAUGUCCAAGUUUUGUGUACAAUGAUGCUAUCAAGAGAAAAGUACACCUACUGGAAGGAUGCUUUGUCUCACUCACUUCUAAUUACUGUGAAGUUAAGCUGGAUAAACUGUGGACUCUGUAGCCUAAGGGCCCUUCCACACAGCCAUGUAACCCAGAAUAUCAAUGCAAAAUAACUCACAACAUCUACUUUGAAUUGGAUUAUCUUAGUCCACACUGCCAUAUAUCCCAUUUCAAAGCAGAUAAUCUAGGAUUUGAUUCAGCUGUGUGAGAGGGGCCUGAGAAAUCCAAGGUCAUCAUUGGUGGUCAGGAAUAUUUAUCAAGAGAAUGGAAGAUCGCUUAGGAUUUUUGCAGUCCAAGGUCAAGAGUUGUUAGUUGCAAUCCCAGGCAUCUCCUUAAACAGAGUUGUAAAACUACCCACAAACCAAUCACAAGACCAAAACACAAUAGAAGACUCCAAACAAUAUGUUUUUUAGCAGGGUUUUUACCAGAAAGUAGUCAGAGCUCACAAACCAGAAGUUUUCAUGCUUGUGCAACUUCCCAGCUGUUGUUAGUUCUUGUUUUUUUGAUAUGGCCCUCUGCCAAGUUCAUUUUGAUUCCUACCACACAUUGAGUCUCAAUGGGAGAGUCUAGGCCAGGUGCUUCUGCUUCUCCUCCUCCUCCUCUUCCUCCUGUCCUCAGCCCCCUUCUGUUUCCCAGAAAGGUCAGACUCAUAACAUAAUGAGAAACCAAAUCCAACAACGCCUCUUACAAUAUUACUGUUUGAGGCCCCUUCCACACAGCUGUAUAAAAUCCACAUUGAACUGGAUUGAAAUGUGGUCUCAGAUCAUCCAGUUCAAAGCAGAUAUUGUGGGUUAUCUGCCUUGAUAUGGCUGUUUGGAAAGACCCUGAGUUAUGUGUACCUUCAAGUCAUUAUAUUGUCACCUAGAAGUUUUCUUGGCACGAUUUGUUUUGGGGAAGUUUGCUUUUGCCUUCCUCUAAGGCAGAGAGAUUGUAACUUGCCCAAGCUCACCCAGGCUGCUUCUAUGGCUGAGUGGGGAUUCAAAUCUGGGUAUCCAGAGUUAUAAUCCAAUGCUGUCAAUGGCUGCAUGGAAGCAGACAUUCCAGAAGGUGUUGCUUGUUACCUGGUUGUAUGACAAGCAAUACGUGCUGAAUUUUCCUCUUUUAUAUAGCCAGACAUCCUCUCCAUUUUUCAGUUUGGCAACCCCAUGCUGCCUCCCUGAAGUAGUAUUUAUUACUCAUUUUCUAGCUGUGAUGUGAGUAAAGUUGCUGGUCAGGACUCAGGCACUUCCAGACAGCACUAAAUCAUGAGUUUUAAACAGAGGCAAAAAAUCCCGUGACCAUCUCGAGAUUUCUGCCUUUUUUCCCAGACUUGAUGCUCUGUAGUGAGAUUUAGAGGCUCCCAAAAUGGCUGCCACAGGACUUACGAUGGAAACUGGCAUUUUUAAAAAAGAAAAAAACUUUAGAUGUGGAUAUGCGGAGAAUCAUUGCAGUGAAUCACCGCAAAAGUUCCGUUCUUUGUCCUGGCCAGAGAAAAUGUGCCCUCCACAUGUUCCAUAAAGUUUCUAGCACACAAACAAAGUUUUUGCAUUCUAGUCAACUUUCACAUUCUUUGUUCCUACCAGCCAAUCAGGAGCAAAUAUCUAAAACCCGGGAACAAUUCUAGAUAAAAAAUCCUGUGAUUUCCGAUUGCAGAGACAUACAGAAAUUCGAAGAUGCAGAUAUUUGGCUCAAAACUGUGAUAUUCCCGCACCUGGAAAUCUUGUGUUUUUUGCCUUUUGUAGUGAUUGCGUCCACGUUUACAGGAUAUGGCAUCUGGCCACCCUCCUGUUUGCUAUGGAAGCUCCUGGGAUAAAGGUACUGUCUGGAUGGGCCGUCAGAAGCAUCCUAGGCCCUGAUACAUCAGAGCCAAAACCUAUAGUCUAGAGUUUUCCUUGUUUAUAUCAGAAGAGGUGGGCCUUAGCAAUGUCAUGAUGCUCAGAGCACAUGAGGAUGAGCAGCAGGAGGAGAAUAAAAGCCAACCCCAAGAAAGCUUUCCAAGUUCCACAUUAAACAGGAAAAAACCAUAUAUCCCCACUCAGUUGUUUUAUCACCUUUGUGAGGCACUUCUUUUAACAGCACAUAGGAGUAGUGAUCAAAAGAACAGUUUACAGCCUUCUUUGAACUGAAAAAUAUCUACAGAAAUAAACUACAAGCAGCAGUGCCUACUACAGUGGGAUACACAGUAGAAUCUGUAUGCAAUUUCCAAUGCACUGUUCUUGCCCUGAGAUUUCACUCCAACAACCCAGAGCCAGAGAAAAGGGACCGGAAUCUGAGAUCUGGGCAUCUUAGGAGUGAGUGAAGAGGCAAGUGAUGUUUGCCUUGGACACUCCCACACUGAUCAUGCCAGCUGAGACACAGAAAGGGGACAGCCACUCUUCUCAGGGGACAAAAAAGAGGCCUUGCUCUUAUAAAGGACUCUUCAUAGAAAUGUUAUAAAGCACUAGGUUAUGUGCUGAAAGGAAACUCCUUUCUUGCUUUUUAUUUUCGUAUUUUAUAUUUGAUCUUGACUCACUAAACUGAAUUCUUCCUCAUGAGCAAAUUAUUGACCUAAUAUGGACCUCUCCCUUCUUGAAGCAACUUUAGAGUAAAUGCAACAUACAUUCUGACCUGUUCAAGAACCAAUUUAGAUAGGUGUGAGUCCAAGAUGACAAUUGGAUCAUGUCAGAUUAAGAACCACUAGCCUAAGACAACUAUAUAUAGUGCAUAUGAAAUGAUCUGAAUAAUAUAUAAUCAUUAUCCAGUGCAUAAUGCUGCCAAAUGCUUCAUAAUCUUCUGAACCAUUUCUUAUUACUGGUCAACUGAUGUUUGCAAUUUCUUCAGUGCAGCAUAUUAUGUGCAUUUCAGUUCAAUGAUUGAAGCUAUCUGUAAAAUAUGGUUAUCAAGUAGCAUAUUAUGAACAUACGCAACAGAUAAAUUCUUUUGUAUUCAGUAUGAUCAAGGUAACCGUUACGAUUUUUGCUCUACAACAAAUUUUAUGUGCUGCAUGUUUUUUGCAAUCCUAUUGAAUAGACCAUGUUAAUGUACACAUAUCCAAUGAUGUUCUGGAAUGAUAAAAUAAUAAAUAAACAAUAUCAAUCAUU
Anolis sagrei ordinatus is the source of this 4475-nucleotide messenger RNA. NCBI's taxonomy places the organism in Eukaryota, Metazoa, Chordata, Lepidosauria, Squamata, Anolidae. The record is from RefSeq and is a predicted model, not a curated record.